Messenger RNA from Procambarus clarkii (red swamp crayfish), 1107 nucleotides. The record is from RefSeq and is a predicted model, not a curated record. Lineage: Eukaryota; Metazoa; Arthropoda; Malacostraca; Decapoda; Cambaridae.
AUGAAUGAAAAGCGGUCUGGUGAUGGAACAGCUCCAGCUGUUCCAGCUGCACUAGUGUGGGAGACAUUUCAAGGUCAGUACGUAGAAGAGAGGCAAGAUUGGGGCUCCACGGUGGUCCUGCAUACUCUGGUCUCUGGUCUCACGUUGGUGGUGUACAGCGCCCUAAAAGAUUGGGGCUCCACGCUGGUCCUGCAUACUCUGGUCUCUGGUCUCACGUUGGUGGUGUACAGCGCCCUAAAAGAUUGGGGCUCCACGCUGGUCCUGCAUACUCUGGUCUCUGGUCUCACGUUGGUGGUGUACAGCGCCCUAAAAGAUUGGGGCUCCACGGUGGUCCUGCAUACUCUGGUCUCUGGUCUCACGUUGGUGGUGUACAGCGCCCUAAAAGAUUGGGGCUCCACGCUGGUCCUGCAUACUCUGGUCUCUGGUCUCACGUUGGUGGUGUACAGCGCCCUAAAAGAUUGGGGCUCCACGCUGGUCCUGCAUACUCUGGUCUCUGGUCUCACGUCGUCUCGCCCUCCUCCAGGUCGCCUCGCCCUCCUCCAGGUCGUCGGGGCGCCUCGCCCUCCUCCAGGUCGCCUCGCCCUCCUCCAGGUCGCCUCGCCCUCCUCCAGGUCGCCUCGCCCUCCUCCAGGUCGCCUCGCCCUCCUCCAGGUCGCCUCGCCCUCCUCCAGGUCGCCUCGCCCUCCUCCAGGUCGCCUCGCCCUCCUCCAGGGCGCCUCGCCCUCCUCCAGGGCGCCUCGCCCUCCUCCAGCGCGCCUCGCCCUCCUCCAGGGCGCCUCGCCCUCCUCCAGGUCGCCUCGCCCUCCUCCAGGGCGCCUCGCCGCCCUCCUCCAGGGCGCCUCGCCGCCCUCCUCCAGGGCGCCUCGCCGCCCUCCUCCAGGGCGCCUCGCCGCCCUCCUCCAGGGCGCCUCGCCGCCCUCCUCCAGGGCGCUUCGCCGCCCUCCUCCAGGGCGCCUCGCCGCCCUCCUCCAGGGCGCCUCGCCGCCCUCCUCCAGGGCGCCUCGCCGCCCUCCUCCAGGGCGCCUCGCCGCCCUCCUCCAGGGCGCCUCGCCGCCCUCCUCCAGGGCGCCUCGCUCCAACGUCUACAGUCAUAACUCAGGGUUAUAG